AUGACAUUCAUGUACCUUCUCAUUAUGUGGUUAAUCCAAGUAUGUCUAGGCUUUAGAUCCUUUUAAGCCCAAUUUAAAUCAGCCAUAUUUGAUAAGAAAUGCUUUGGUUCUUCAUAAUACUUUCCAGGUAUCUACCCUCAUCUCUGUGCAAGUAUUGCAAAAUAAUGCAUCGGAGCAACUGGAUUAACUAUAAGGUUUCCUCCUAAUGGCCUUGAAACUAUGUGUCAUCCCUAGGUCUAAGGUUAUGAAUUUGGGCCAAACCCUAAUUCUCAUCUCUAUUUUGGAAAAUACCCCUAUACUUUGGUUUAUUCAUAUGACCAAAAUGGAAACGUUAUUUUUACAACUGAAUCUAUACCAUAAUUUUCUAAUAAUGGGUGCUUAAUAGGAUAAAAAUAUAAUGGAGUCUAUAAAUGUUAAUAUUGCAGUAAGGCAGGAUAUGGGGAAAAUUGUUCAUAAUCUUUUGCAGCUCUAUGUAUAAAUUUAAUUAAUUCUAAAGAAUGUGGCUCAAAUUGUAAAACAUGUGAUCCAACUGUUUCAUUUUGUGCUACUUGCGAAGAUGGUUACUCUCAAUUGAAUAGUAAUGAUUAACUAUGCACAUUAAAAUGUUAAGCAACUCAUAAAACUUGUUAAAAAGUGGGAGGUGUAUAUUCAUUUAGUGAAUGUAAAGACGGUUAUGAAUUAUCGAGUGGACAAUGUGUUGCUUGUCCAACUAAUUGUAAGACGUGUUUUGAAGGAGACUGCUAAGUUUGCACAUGGCCUUAUGAAUUAAAAGAUUCUUAAUGUUUGGGCGAUAAGAUGUGCAUGAAAUACGAUUUUAUUUAUGAUUCGAAUGGAAUAGCAGUUGACACAGAUUGUCAAUAAUGUGAUAUUGGAUUUUUUAAAAAAGGGACUCAUUGUGUCUCUUGUCAGUAAACGCCAGGAACAGAAAAUUGUUUUCUUUGCGAUAAAGAAAAUGAAUGUAAAAGCUGCUUUGCAACACACUAUUUGACUCCAGAUAAAAAAUGUGCUCUUAUUAUUGAAGAAUGCAACCCGAUUUGUCAAUCUUGUUAUGUUACUUAGCCUGAUUAUUGUACAACCUGCUUCACUUCUUAAAAGCGGAGUUCUAGAAUUGUCCCAGGACAAUGUGUGUGUGAUUAAAUGAAAGGAUAUGCAGAGUUAGAUGGUGAAUGUAUCUUAUGCACAACUGGAUAUUGUUUGACAUGUACUUUAAUAUUUGGAGAAUGUACAUCAUGUGAUCCAUUACAAAAUAGAAGUCUAAUUGGUGAUAAAUGUCCAUGCAUGCAAGGAUAUUAUGAUACUGGAUUAGAAGAUAAAAUUUGUUAAAAAUGUUAUUAUUCUUGUUACAACUGCUCAGGACCUUUGGAGAAUAAUUGUACUGAUUGUGGAGAUCCAAACAUUUAUCAUAAAGAACUAGUUGACGGAAAAUGCAUAUGUGCUCCAAGAACAAUAGAUGUCGUUUAAAAUGAUGGUUCAACUUUAUGCAAAGACUGCCAUCCAAGAUGCCAAAAAUGUUAAUUUCCAAAUGAUAAUUCAUCAAAUCAAUAUUGUUCAAUGUGCAUAGUAGUAUAAAACAGAACUGUCUCUAGCGAUUUAAAAUGUGUUUGUAAGAAAGGAUAUGGAGAAGAUGGCAUUGUAGAUAUUUGUUUUAAAUGUCAUUAUACUUGUCAAAGCUGCAACGGACUGUUGGCAACUAAUUGUACAGUAUGUUCGAGUUAAAAACAACGACAUUUGACUGCAGAAAAUAAGUGCUUAUGCAAUCCAGGAUAUUACGACACAGGAAGAAAUGAUACUCUUUGUUAUUUGGCUUGUCAUAACUCUUGUCUAUCGUGCAAUUUAUAUGGAGAAGAUAAGUGCACAGGUUGUCCAUCCUCGAGAUAUCCUGAUAGAAUAGGAUCUACAUUUAAAUGUUUAUGCAACGAUCCACAUUAUUAUAGUGAUGAUGAAUCAUUAGAAUGUCAAGAAUGUCAUUCUUCUUGUAAAACUUGUAAUGGAAUGAGUGAGACUAAUUGUUUAAGCUGUGACUUAACCUAUAGAUAGUUAAUCAUAUCAAAAUGUGUUUGUCCUUAUGGUUAUUAUGAUGUAGGUACAUUAUAAUGUUCAAGUAAUAUUGAUUGUAAUUAUUAAGAAUGUUUUUAUACAUGUAUGACCUGUUAUGGUUCUAACAUUGAUAAUUGUAUAACCUGCUUCAAUGAUAGCAAUAGAAUUGUUAAAGCUAAUAAAUGUGGUUGUUUGGAUGCUUACUUAGAACAAAAUGUUGGAGAUACAAAAUGUUAAAAAUGUUCAUAUCGAUGUGCUUUAUGCAGCGGAUCUGUUGACCAUUGUGACAAAUGUCCAGAUUUUUCAUAUAGAGAUCUUGGAACCGACAAUUCAUGCAAAUGUCCUCCUAAAUCAUACGAUGAACCUGGUAAUCCAAAAUGCAUUUUAUGUCAUUCUACAUGCUUGACAUGUAAUGGUAACAAAUCAAAUUAAUGUACAUCUUGCAAUACCUUAAUUGGAAGAUACCUUACCACAGGAGGAGAAUGCUUGUGUGCUUCAAAAUAUUUCGAUAUCGGUUAGGCUGAAUGCAAAAGUAUAAUUAUAAUAAAGGUUUUAAUAGCGUGUAAUAAAGAUUGUCUUGAAUGUAACAUAUCUGCAGAUAAUUGUACCUCAUGCCCACCAGAAAAAUAUUUAAAUGGAAGUGUUUGUAUCUGCAAAACUAAACUUCAAGGCUUAUCGUUAUCUACUUAUUAACCUUUAAAUAAAUUACAAUGCCUUAAUUGUCAUUAUUCUUGUUUAAAAUGCACAGGAAGUAAUUCUAAUUAAUGCUCGUCCUGUUAGAUAUCAGAAAAACGAAUUUAGUCAGGCUAAUCAUGUAAUUGCAAGGACAAUUACUUUGAUAUAGGGAAACCUUUAUGCUCCUUAUGUAAUUAUAGAUGCUACACUUGUGUUACUUUGGAAACCUAAUGUUUAUCUUGUCCUCCUUAAAGUUUAAGAGUACUUAGUAAUUCUUUAUGUUAAUGUCCAGCAGGCUAUUAUGAUGAUGGGGUGAAUAUUAAUUGUCAGAAAUGUCAUUAUUCAUGUUCGACUUGCAUUUAAUUAUCGACAAAAUGUGUUACUUGCUCAUUUAUAUCAUUAAGAUCAUUCAACAGUAGUCUAGACUCUUGUCCUUGCAAUGAUAAUUUUUAUGAUGCAGAAGUAGAAAUUUGUUAAGCAUGUCAUUAUUCUUGUUUAAUUUGUGAUGGCUAAUUAUCAAGUCAAUGUAAGACAUGCCCUGAUUAAAACAUAUCUUUCAGGGUUUAUAAUAAUAAUAGUGGAAGUUGCUAAUGUAAAAUUGGUUAUUAUGAUGAUGGAUAUUCAGUAACUUGUAAGAAAUGUAAAAUUUAAUGUUUUGCUUGCUAAAAUUAAGAGUAUACUUGUACUUCAUGUCCAUUAACUAGACAUUUAAAUGGAAAUCAAUGUGAUUGUGAUAAAGGUUAUUAUGAUACAGGACAGGAAAAAUGCACAGUGUGUGAUUCAAGUUGUAUAAAUUGUAUCCAUAAUUCAAUAACUUGUACUGAAUGUGAUUCAACAUAAUCGAAAAUUUUAGAUAGUCAAACCCAUAAAUGUGUAUGUGAAACUGGUUCAACUGAAAUAAAUGGAAUUUGCUAAAAGUGCGAUAUUACUUGUAAAACCUGUGUAAGUUCACCUACAUUUUGCACAUCAUGUGGAUUAUUGAGAGCAUUAAAAAAUAAUAAAUGUUAAUGCAUAGAUGGCACAUAUGAAACUGGGACCAAUAAGUAAUGUUUGCUUUGUAAUCAAACAUGCUUGACAUGUAUCACUUAAGAUAACUAUUGUCUCUCUUGCUCAGCAGAUAAUUUUAGAAUCAUUAAAACUGGAAAUAUAUGUGUUUGCAAGGAUGGCUAUUUUGAAGAUCCUUUAUAGUAGUGUGUAAAAUGUGAUUUAUCUUGUCUUACUUGUCAAGGGAAUUCUUAAUUUUGCUUGACAUGCGAUUCUAUGCUUAAUUUAUAGAUUACUAAUUAGAAUAAAUGCAUAUGUAUGCCUAGUUAUUAUUUUAAUACUUUGACAUUGAAAUGCGAAGCUUGCAACAAAACAUGUAAAGAAUGUUUAAGUGCAACUUAAUGCUUAGAAUGUGAACCUAUAACUAGAUAUUAUGAUACAGAUACAUUGAAAUGUCCUUGUAAAGAUGGAUUCUACGAAGCCAAUUAGAAAAUGUGUUAAUAAUGUGAUUUCUCUUGUAAAACAUGUGCAAAUUAAUCAACCAAAUGUUUAACAUGUCAAUCUAUAUAUUUUAGAAAUCUGAAAAAUAUCGAUUAAUGUCUAUGUCAAGAUGGUUACUUUGAUGUUGGAAUUGAAAUGUGUCAGAAAUGCAACAGCUUAUGCAAAACCUGUUAAUCAAAUUCAACAAAAUGUUUAUCGUGUUUUGAAUCUGAAUAACUUAGAAUAUUAACUACCAAUUAAUGCAUAUGUAAGCCCGGGUAUUUUGAUAAUGGAUAACUCAUUUGUGAAAAAUGCUCGAAUACUUGCUUAACAUGUUAAGGGAAGAAUAAUUACUGCACAAGUUGCGAUGUCAAUUAGAAUAGGAUUGAUUAAUCUGUAAUUCACAAGUGUCCUUGUUUAUCCAAUUUCUUUUAAGAUUAAAACGAAACAUGUCAAAAAUGUCAUAUUAAAUGUUCUGGAUGUACUUUAAAAAUGGAUAAAUGCAUAAGUUGCAAACCAUCAAAUACAUCCAAUCGAUUGUCAAUAUCAUAAAAUUGUGAUUGUAAAGAUGGGUAUUAUGAUGAUGGAGUCUAACUCUAAUGUUAAAAAUGCUAUUACUAAUGUAAGACUUGCUAAUAAAAACCGUCAAAUUGUUUACUAUGUUUGACUAAUUUGAGAGAAAAUCCUCCUCUUUGUAAUUGCAAAGCUGGGUAUUUUGAAAAUGAAUAAUUCACUUGUGAACCAUGUGACAAUAAAUGUAAUACUUGUGAAAUUAAAUCAUCAAAUUGUACAAGUUGUAAAGGAAGCAGAUUUAACAAGGCAUGUGAUUGUUAAGAUGGGUAUUUUGAGGCUGGGUAGCCUAAUUGUCUUUAAUGUGAUUUUAAGUGUCUCACAUGUUAAGGCAGCCAAUCCCAUUGUUUGACAUGUAGAGGAGAUCGUAUUAAUUAUCCAGAGUGUAACUGUAAAGAGGGACUUUAUGAUGAUAAUCAUAGUACCAAGUGUAAAGAGUGUGACUUAAAUUGCAAAACUUGUGAUUAAGUAGGAUGUUUAGGAUGCAAUGGAAAUAGAAUAUUAUCAGAAGACAAGACUUGCAAUUGCCCUUUGAACUCAAUUAGUCAUGAAGGUACUCCAUGGUGCUCAAGUUGCGAGGUUGCUGUUUUAGAUAUUAGACUUUCUGAUGAUUUGCUAUCAAUCAAAGUCUUAUUUGAUUUCCCUUUAAAUUUAAAUUAUUUUUAGUCUUAAUUUAAAGAUAAUAUUUGCUUUAAAUUUUUGGCUGCUGAAACAAUUAAGUAAUUAGGAAAUAACCCUCAAUGUGUAAUAGAUGAAAAAAAUAAUAAAUAAUUAAUACUGAAAUUAGGUGAUAAUGCAGCCAUACUUCCAGAAAAUUUUAUUCUAUUUAAGAAUAAUUCAUUCAGCCAUAAAAAUUGCCAAAAAAAAUUAAAUACAUUUAUUUUUAAUCACGUCAAAUAUCCUAUCAAUCUAUUAUAACCUGAAAUUCAAUAUGAUCUACCUUAAUAUUUACUUAAUCCAUGCGAUGAUAAUACUAUUUUGAUUAAGUCGAAAAGUUAGGAUGGCUUUCGAGCUUUUAACAGCAUAACAUGGACUUAUUUAUUAGAAGGGCAAAAUGGAAAUGGCAAUCUGAAAGAAUUUGUCUUAUAUCAAACUACUUUUCAACAACUAGACCUAAUGAUUCCAAUAUAAACUCUACCGAAACUUUCGAAAAUAACAUUUUUUCUUGAAUUUUAGAAUUUUAUUGGUCAGAAGGGAAAGUAUCAAUUUUAAGUUCAAACUCAUAAUGGAAAUUAUCCAACAGUGCUUUGGUUGGGACAGAAAAAAUAUUUUACUUUUGAAACAAUAAAUUUGCAAUUUAGUAUCUAGAAAAAGAAUUGUUCUAGCUAAACUGAUUUAUAAAAUGAUAGUUCUGUAGAUAACUCCAAAUACUCUGUUUCAAUAGUAGAAAUAUUAAGAAAUGAUUCUAUGUCUAGGUCAUCAAAUGUCAAUUUUUCUUAAAUAAUUAAUGAAAAUUAUUAUCAUGUGACAAUAGAAAAGUACAAAUUAACUCCUUUAACUGCUUAUACAUUUUAAAUGCAAACAAAUGAAUCUAAAACUAAUUUUUCGAAUUCUCAAAAUAUUAUAAUAGAAAUACUUUAAGGAGGGCUUUUGUGUUAGUUUAAUGGAACCAAAGAUAUUCAAAAUUAUAGGAAAGACUUAAAAGUAAAUAUCUAAUGCAUAGAUCUCGAUUAUUAGUAUGAUUGGAAUGAAGACCCAGAUAUUGCAAUCGAAGUUAGCUGCACAGAUUUAACACAAGGCACUGUUUGCAUGGAUAUAAAUAAAAAAGUAGUCAAAAUUAACAAAACAGAUUCAACUCAAUACAUAAAGAAAAUGAAUGUAUUACCAUUUACUAUCUGGGUUUGGACAGUUAUAGCAUCAAAAUCAGAUAGAACAUAUAAAUUCUCUUAAAAUAUCGUUUUCUUAGAAGAUGAUUUUUCAAUCCUUGAUGUUGAUUACAGUAAGGGUUACAUAAUGAGGCCAAUAAAUAAUUAUGAGACAUUGCAGUUUUAGUUUAAUAUCCCUUUCGAGGAUAGAUAUUAAUUGUUGUAAUAUUAGGUUGCUAUCAUUUAUGAUUAUGAAUUAGUAAAGAUACUAGAACCUCUGUAUUUUCAAUAUAAAUUAAGAUUGUAUGAUCAGUAUCAAGAAUUUAACAAAGGAAACUAAUUUUAUUUAAAGUUUUUUGCUCAAUUCACAAACAAUAUAAUUCCUAGUUAAUAAUAAAUAAAAAUGACAUUGAAUCAACCGCCUAUUUGUAUCAUUUAUUUAAAAUCCUAAAGAGUCUAAGCUCUGUAAUCAUAAAAAAUUGUGGCUAAUUGUUAAUUUUCUGAGGAUUACCCAUUUACAUACUAAUUGAGAUAUUUUUUGAAUGAAUAGGACUAUUAGGAGUUUUAAAACAAAUUAUCGGACUAUUCUUUGAUUCUUAAUGGUUUCUAAAGAUUUAAUUAUUUUGAAGCCUUGUUACCUUAUAGUAAAGGAGUUGCUCUGGUUUAAAUAAUGGAUUCAAGAGGAUCAAUUACAAAUAUUGAAGAACAUUUGGAUGUAUAAAAGAUUGAACUUAAUUGUACUGAAUUUUUGUAGAGCAAUUUCACUUAUAAAAAAUAAGUAAUCAUGUUAUUAGAAGUGAUAAUGAAUCAUUAUGAUAAAGAAGGUUGCGUUUAAUUUUAAGAAUAAUUAGUCAAUAGUAUUAAGGGCAAAAUAGAUUCAGAUGAUUUAUUUGAAUAAUUAUUGGCCCUUUAGACAAUCAAAUUAUACAAAAGAUUUAAAGUAAAUUUGAGUAAUUCGAAUUUAUCAGCAAGAGUAUUAGCUGAAAUUAAUUAAGAGAGUUGUUACGAUAAUAUGAGUUAAUUAUUCUUAAUUAACAAUAAUAAAACUCAAAAGUAUUCCUCUACAGAUAUAUUCAAUUUUGUGCUAGAAUUUUAAUAAUUAAAAAACUCUGCAUCAAAAAUUCUAUCGAAAGGAACAAACUUAGAUGAUGAGAUCAAAUAGAAUGAUAUAUUUUUGAAUGAACAACUAUUUCAAUCAAAACAAUAGAUUUCAAAUUCAUUAGUAGCUAUUAUUCUAUUUGUUGAUGAUUUAUUUUUGAAAAUUUCUUAAACAGCAUUUAGUUAAAAGGAAGACAAAGAAUAAAUUUUUUAGUUAUCAAAAGAUUUAAUUGCACUUAUUGAAGAAAUGUUGGAGUUUACAAAUACUUAAGUUCCAGUCAAUGGCCAAGAUUUCGUUUUAAAUGGAUAGAUUUUGAAGUAUCAAUCAGCAAAGGUCACAAAAGAUGUUUUUAAUCAAUAAGAAGGUUUAGAUAAAGAUAUCAUGGAUGGUCUCAUUGUCUAUGUUCAAAAAGAAUAAAUGGAUAUUUAUUUUAAUUACUUAAAUGUCUCUGAAAAACAUGUAUAAGAUAUAAAAACAGUUCUGAAUAAGUCUUCAUCUGAAAUAGAUUAGAGUUUUUACACAAUCACAAAAUUACGAAAUUACCUUUACAAAAAUUAAUAUAGAGAUUACGAAAAAUUAAAAAUAAAUUAUCUCAUAGAUGUUGCUUAAUACUCUUAUUGUGUGGACGUCUUGCUUCCUGCUUAUAAUUUUCAAUGUUUUUAGUAUGACAGCAGCGAAACAUUAUAAUAAUGUUAGCUAUAAACAACCGAAAUUAAUAAUAAAACUGUUCAGGUAUCUUGCUAAUGUUCUUAGCUCGGAAUUAUUUUUAUGACUAAAUACAAAAAUUCAUCCUCAGAUGAAUUAGAAAUAGUAUAAAUAUUGAACAGUAUUUAAGCAGAUGAUACUAAUUGUAAUAUAAAUAAUUAGCCAUUCCUGUUGUUUCAUGGUAUUUAUAUCGUUUUUACUCUCUUCAUAUAUUAUGAAUUGUAAAAAUUUGAGAUCCCUCAGAAUAAAGAUGCUUAAAACAUUUUUACUGAAAGAUCUCCUAAAGCCUCUGAUGAAUAAAAAUAAAAAUAUGAUCAACUUAAGUGUUCUCCUGGAAACUUAGAAAUCUUUAAAUUUUCUUUUAAAGUAAUAUUUUAUAAAUUAUGA
This is a messenger RNA of Paramecium tetraurelia, 8742 nucleotides long. RefSeq lists its product as uncharacterized. Lineage: Eukaryota; Ciliophora; Oligohymenophorea; Peniculida; Parameciidae. The transcript is spliced from 21 exons. The record is from RefSeq and is a predicted model, not a curated record.